GGCUCGAACCGAAAAAACUAUUCAGUCUUUUUUUUUUUCAAGCCUGAAGCAAAAACCUAUCAAGAGUCACCAUGGUUGAGUGGUCCGAUCAGGAGCGCAGCAUCAUCACCAGUAUCUUUGCCAGCCUGGACUAUGAAGAUAUCGGCCCCAAGGCUCUGUCCAGAUGUCUGAUCGUGUACCCCUGGACUCAGAGGUACUUCGGCGCCUUCGGAAACCUCUACAAUGCUGAGGCCAUCAAGAUCAACCCGAUGAUUGCAGCCCAUGGAAUCAAGGUGCUGCACGGUCUGGAUCGUGCUGUGAAGAACAUGGAUGACAUCAAGGCCACCUAUGCCGAGUUGAGCGUCAUGCACUCCGAGAAACUGCACAUCGACCCCGACAACUUCAGGCUGCUGGCUGACUGCCUGACCAUCGUCAUUGCCGCUAAGAUGGGCACCGCUUUCACCGCCGACAUCCAGGCCGCUUUCCAGAAGUUCCUGUCUGUGGUCGUGAAUGCCCUGGGAAGGCAGUACCACUAAAUCCAGGAGAGAAAUCCUUCAGAGAUUCAUUCACAAAAUGCUCUUAUCUCCCGAGUAAAGAAAUAAAGCCCAUUUGAAGCAAAAAAAAAAAAAAAA
Molecule: messenger RNA, 611 nt
Organism: Sphaeramia orbicularis (orbiculate cardinalfish)
Lineage: Eukaryota; Metazoa; Chordata; Actinopteri; Kurtiformes; Apogonidae
Product: hemoglobin subunit beta-2-like
Biological process (GO): oxygen transport; hydrogen peroxide catabolic process
Cellular component (GO): blood microparticle; hemoglobin complex; haptoglobin-hemoglobin complex
Molecular function (GO): oxygen binding; haptoglobin binding; oxygen carrier activity
Source: RefSeq, a predicted model, not a curated record